AUAAUAAAAGUCAGACCUAACCUCAAUUCAUUUACCCAAAUCUCAAUUUAAUUUCACUACAAAUUUGAAUAAAAACAAAAAAAUCCAGAAGCAUGGCCCAGAAACCGACGCGUGAUAUUUUUGGAAUUAUUUUCAAAAACUUUUGGAAAUCAUUGCGACCGCGCCAGUUACGCGGCAACUACAUUGGCGAAGAUUAUUUCGGCAACAAAUACUUUGAGAUCCCGGCAAACCCGUCCAUUGGCAAGCGCAAAUCCUCACGUUGGUUCGAGCCGGCAGAAAAGGAUGCCUUCGAUCAAGAACUAACCGCCGAGUGGGAGGCCUGGCUAAGGGGACGUCGUGAGGAGCCACCAACCCGUGAGGAGCUGGUGAAAAAUCUCCAAAUUAUGGACAUGAAAAAGCGAAAUGCUGCCGAGCUGGAGGCCACCUAUGCAAAGGAUAAGGAUGACAAGGCCAUGCCCAAGCAAGUGGAGGGCCCAACCAUCGGCACAUUUCCCAAAUACAAAGAUUACGAGUUCAUACCGGGAACGAGAUCCGCCAGAAAAGAAGUAGGGAUAUUUUAAAUGAAUUUGUAAUGUGUAAAUAUAUUAAUUAUGUAGCUUA
Messenger RNA from Drosophila obscura, 600 nucleotides. Its product is annotated as NADH dehydrogenase [ubiquinone] 1 alpha subcomplex assembly factor 2. The coding region runs from base 93 to 560 and encodes 155 amino acids. NCBI's taxonomy places the organism in Eukaryota, Metazoa, Arthropoda, Insecta, Diptera, Drosophilidae. Gene Ontology annotation, cellular component: membrane. Gene Ontology annotation, biological process: mitochondrial respiratory chain complex I assembly. The record is from RefSeq and is a predicted model, not a curated record. The transcript has a single exon.